This is a messenger RNA of Phalaenopsis equestris, 361 nucleotides long. Its product is annotated as actin-related protein 4-like. NCBI's taxonomy places the organism in Eukaryota, Viridiplantae, Streptophyta, Magnoliopsida, Asparagales, Orchidaceae. Gene Ontology annotation, biological process: regulation of transcription by RNA polymerase II. The annotation marks the transcript as partial. The record is from RefSeq and is a predicted model, not a curated record. The transcript is spliced from 5 exons. Gene Ontology annotation, cellular component: NuA4 histone acetyltransferase complex; SWI/SNF complex. Gene Ontology annotation, molecular function: chromatin binding.
AUUUAUAUGUAAAUAAUUUGUUCAUCUUUUGGAUUAAGCAGACUAUACCGGGAAUGGAGAAUUUUGCAGAUUCUUCUCUUGUUUCUGGCCUCCCACAAAUGGUUAUUGAGAGCAUUAAUAAAUGUGAUGUGGACAUUCGUAGAGAGUUGUUUAGCAGCAUUUUGCUUUCUGGUGGCACAGCAUCCAUGCAGCAACUAAAAGAGAGGCUUGAAAAGGAUCUAAUGGAGGAGAGUCCUCAAGCUGCAAGGGUGAAGGUAUUAGCUAGCGGAAACGCGACAGAGAGACGAUUCAGUGUAUGGAUAGGAGGGAGCAUUUUGGCUUCCCUUGGAUCAUUUCAGCAGAUGUGGUUCUCCAAAGGAGA